AUGGCAACUAUCGACAAUGAGUUGCCUGAGAAGCUGAGCCAUAAUAAUCCUUUCUUCUUACAUUCAAUUGAUAACUCAGGUGUAUUACUUAGUUCAAUUCAACUAACUGGAGCUGAUAAUUUUUCAGUAUGGAGUCGAGCUAUGAAAAUUGCAAUUAUAGGUCGCAAUAAACUUGGAUUCAUUGAUGGAUCAUGCAAAAAGGAGUUAUAUGGUCCUAACUUGACAAAUCUAUGGGAACGAUGCAAUGCCAUAGUGCUUUCGUGGAUUAUGAAUUGUGUUUCAAAGGAGUUACUUGGAGGCAUUGUUUAUUCUACCAAUGCAGCUGCUGUGUGGAAAGAUUUAUGUGAAAGAUAUGACAAGAUUGAUGGAUCACAUAUCUUUCAAUUACACAAAGAUAUUGCUACUAUCAGCCAAGGUACAAGUUUAAUCUCAAGCUAUUUUUCUAAGCUGCGUGAGUUGUGGGUAGAGUAUUAUAGUUUGGCACCUGUUCCUGGUUGUGAAUGUGUGAAUUCAAGAGAGUUUGUAGUGUUCAUGCACAAUCAGAAGUUACUGCAGUUUCUCAUGGGAUUAAAUGAUUCAUAUGAGCAAGCUAGAAGCCAAAUACUAAUGAUGGUACCUUUGCCUAUUAUAAAUAAAGCAUACUCACUACUUGUUGAAAGAGAAAGCCAACGUAUCAUGUCACAAACUUCUCACAGUUCAAGUUCAUCUGAUCUGAAUGCCUUGUUUACUGCUCAAUCAUCAGUUUCCAAACCAAGGUUUCAUACUAAUUCAAGCUAUGAUCCAAAUGCAUUUUGUGACUAUUGUAAAAGAACAGGACACAUGCAGGCUGUGUGUUAUAAACUUCAUGGAUAUCCACUUGGUUAUGAAAGGAAGAAAAGAGGUUCUACUGGUCCUACUUAG
This is a messenger RNA of Solanum lycopersicum (tomato), 900 nucleotides long. The record is from RefSeq and is a predicted model, not a curated record. Lineage: Eukaryota; Viridiplantae; Streptophyta; Magnoliopsida; Solanales; Solanaceae.